GGUCUUCGGUGCCCCGAGGGAAUUAGUUGAUUAGUUAGUUUUGUUCGAUUCGUUCGUUCACGCGUUCGUUCACUCGUGUUAACCCAAAGGGCCCCCCUGACCACACUACGUUCCGGCAUGGGUGGAGGAGGCGCUGGUGGCACCAUCAGCAGCAGCAUGGGCGGAUCCGAGUACAGUCUUCCGCCUAGCUACCGGUCGCGCAACGCUACACCCGCCAGCUUUGUGGGCGGCGAGCGGAACAUUGAGACGGCGCCGUCGGGUAGGCUGCUGGCCAACAAGGACCUCCAUUUGCCGGAGCCGUCGCUGGCCGAGCAACUGACGAACUACACGACUUUGCAGUCGAACACGUUACUCACGUCGGCCAUUGUGGACAUAGAGCGGGAUGGCACACCGACAUCCACAGCCACAACGGCGACAUCCACAUCCACAGCAACGAAGGGCAAGGAUCUGGUGACCAUUGUGACCAUAUCGCAGGCAGACAGCGGCAGCCCCCACCUGCACUCCCACAGGCACUCGGCUGGAAAGACGACGCACGGCCAGACCCAGACCCAAUCCCAAUCACCUGGCCAGGCCAGUGCACUCGAUCAGAUCGAUAUAUUGGCGCAUCUGUAACCGAACGAAUCGGUCUUCGGUGCCCCGAGGGAAUUAGUUGAUUAGUUAGUUUUGUUUGAUUCGUUCGUUCACGCGUUCGUUCACUCGUGUUAACCCAAAGGUAUUUAUUUGUACGGAACUAAAGCUCUGCUCCUAAAUUAAUAAUUUAAUUCGUACUUGCUAAUCUGUAACUGUAACUGUAAUCCGUAUUCUGUAAUUGUAAUUGUAACUGUACUCUGUAAGCGGCAUUUAGCUGAUAAGAUGUUUGUUGUACUUGAAUUUGUUGAAUUUAUUUUUGUAACCAUAAGGAAAUGCGCAGGGUAGGUAUUACGAAUUCUAGAUACAUGCAAUUAUACAUACACAUAAACCCAUUGAAAGUA
This is a messenger RNA of Drosophila miranda, 971 nucleotides long. RefSeq lists its product as uncharacterized. The coding region runs from base 118 to 612 and encodes 164 amino acids. The transcript is spliced from 2 exons. The record is from RefSeq and is a predicted model, not a curated record. Lineage: Eukaryota; Metazoa; Arthropoda; Insecta; Diptera; Drosophilidae.